AUGUUGACUACCCUGGAUUUUUCACCUGGAGGCACCAAUGUAGGAUCCGGUAUCAGUCUCUCCAACCCUCUAGAGCGGAAAUCAUCUUCAUCCCACCACUCUAUCUCGACCGGCAUGGCCGCAGCAAUAAACUCAUUGACCUUAUCCUGGAUGGAUGGCUUCCAUUUUCCCUCAAUAAGACCCCGGAACUCACAAGCUGCCGAGUCUGGGAAGUGUGAUGCCUUCAGCUCUUCGAAUCCGUCCACAUCCUUUUCCACAAGAUGCUUAACUGCAGCACCCAAAACAUGGCCGGCAGUGUGCAGCCGUGAGAAGAGAAAACGCUUUUCCACAUCAAUUUCCUGCUGCACCGUCUCACCAGGUGCAAAGGUGGAUGGACCGAAACGUCCAAAGUGCAGGACCUGGCCGUCUUGA
This is a messenger RNA of Trichophyton rubrum CBS 118892, 411 nucleotides long. RefSeq lists its product as uncharacterized. The transcript has a single exon. NCBI's taxonomy places the organism in Eukaryota, Fungi, Ascomycota, Eurotiomycetes, Onygenales, Arthrodermataceae. Bases 1 to 411 code for a protein of 136 amino acids. The record is from RefSeq and is a predicted model, not a curated record.